UAUUCUGCCAUUCUACUGAUGUAUUGCAAUGGAUUACGUUAGGUAUGCACGAAGAUGGAUUCUACUCGGAAUACUUUGCGCAAUUGCUUUUGUGAAGAAUUAUGCCAGUACAGGAUUUGUGGUUUUACACAAAGUAGUUGAAGAUUUCUAUGGCGCCACGCCGUAUGAGAUUGACUUGCUUGUCAUCAUUGGGAAUUUUAUUGCAUUCCCCGUGACGUUAUUGGUGGGAUACUUCAGCCAAUCAUUAUCUUUGAGGUCGCUGGUGAUUACCAUGAUAUCAUGUCUUUUGUGUGGGAGUGUGAUCUGUCUUAUUGGAUUUCAAUCAAGAGACCUAUUUUACGUUACGGAAAUUGGUCGGAUUUUUAUGACGUCGACAGCUGGCAUUUUAUAUAUAGCUCAAGUUCUUUUGGCAGCAAGCUGGUUUCCACCGAAUCAAACUGCAACGGCUUUUGUAUUACCAAUAACAAUGUUCAGCAUUGCAUCAAUUACAUCAGCAUUGUUAUUUCCUAAUGUAAUUCCAAACAAUAAUCCUGCAAACUCAACACACAAUUCAUCAUUCGACAUUUCAACGUUUCACCAAACACGUGUUUUGUUCAGCGCUACAUUCGGGGCGAUAUUUUUGAUAAUGAUUGUCUGCUUGCUGUUAUCAAUUCUGUUUUUCAAAAAUCGUCCACCAACACCUCCUAGCCGUUCACAAGAGAAAAAGAUGAUGGAACCGAAACAGUCAUCAGGAAGUCGACUUAUUGAAAUGUGUAGAAUUGCAUUGAUGAAACCAGUCAUGCUAAUUACAUUAGGAACAAUGUUCAGCGAAGGCGCUGUAUGCUUUGGUGUCACACUGAUGCCUUCGUGCUUGCUGGAAACGUUCCCCAAAUUAGACAAUAUAACAGCUGGUAACAUUGCUUUUUUGCGAACACUGGCAACUGUUGCAGCAACAUUCGUUACAGGACGUAUCGUUGACAAGUUUACGAAUUUCAAAUGUACUGCAUUGACAGGUACCUUGAUCUCAAUAUUUUCGACUGUUGGACUGUGUUUUGCGCAUGCACUCGAGCUGCUGAACAUGAUGUACUUUUUGUACGUCUUGCUUAUGAUGGGACGAGGAAUUUUCAUUCCUGCAGUAUAUGAACUUCUAAUAGAAACUACGUAUCCUACUAACAAGAUUUUAAUGAUGUCAAUCAACUCAUCGCUUGGAAACUUGAGCAUGUUCAUGUUAACAACCAUUUUAAGGACCGUGAUGGAAUAUUACAGCGUCACUGUCGCCGGCGUAGCAACAAUAUUUUUUCUUUGUAUUUCACUGGUGUCUGUAGCUCUGGUUGAGCCGAACUACAGACGAAAACGCGCAAAUGCAUACACUAUAUUAUAAACUGAUAGCAUUAUUUGUUCCUUGGUAUGUGGAUGGCAUAUGGGUGACAAGUAAAGAAGAGACCUAUUCUAAUGGAAGGGCUAGUUCUUAUUUGAAGAUGUCGUCGGAAGCUACACUUUUUCUUAAUGUUGGGCUCUGACUUGUGUAAAUAUAUAUUGAAAGGCAGAAGCUCAAACAAAAUUUUGUACGUCUGUAUCAGAGACAUUGCUAAUUGCUAUAUAUAUGAUCGUUUCUUUUGUAGUAGCCUGGCUUUUCGGGUCUCGGAUCUAUUACAAUUCAUCCGUUGACGCAUGGAGCUUACUUUAGUAAAAUUUUUCAUCUAAUAAAACAUUCAACCAGUCCAACAGUGUCACUGAGGUGCUCCAAAUAAUGAUUAUAUUUCUAUUAAAAUAUUCUUUACACAGGGGUGUGCAACCUGUGGGCCAAAUGCGGCCCACAAAGAAAAAUUGUCAUGAGAUCAAUAAUCAAGUUGCUGUUACUGUUGUUGUUGCUACUACUAGAAAGCCUAUGUUGAAUGAAGCUUCGGCCCGCGGUUCCACCCAGUUAUUUGUAUCUGGCCCUCCUGUAUUAAAGGUGGCACACCCCUGCUUCACGCUAUUUAAUUGCAAAUUCCAUCACAUAUUCGUGCCCCUAAAUAUAUAAAAUUGCUUCAGUGUAAAGAUAUAAA
This is a messenger RNA of Styela clava, 2027 nucleotides long. RefSeq names its product choline/ethanolamine transporter FLVCR1-like. Gene Ontology annotation, biological process: heme export; transmembrane transport. Gene Ontology annotation, cellular component: membrane. The record is from RefSeq and is a predicted model, not a curated record. NCBI's taxonomy places the organism in Eukaryota, Metazoa, Chordata, Ascidiacea, Stolidobranchia, Styelidae. Gene Ontology annotation, molecular function: heme binding; heme transmembrane transporter activity.